AGGGGGGUCGGGAGUUGUAGGCGAUGGGCGUGGCUGCGGCGGGGCGGUGCACGCCGGGAGUUGUAGUUCGCGGGCGAGGCCGUUGGCGGCCCCCAAGCGGAGCUCGGGCUUCACCCGGAUGGCGGCUGCCACGCGCGGCUGCCGGCCCUGGGGCGCACUCCUCGGGCUGCUGGGACUGGUCUCGGCCGCGGCCGCCGCCUGGGAACUGGCUUCGCUGCGCUGCAACUUCGGAGCUUUCUGCGAAUGCGACUUCCAGCCCGACCUACCGGGACUGGAGUGUGACCUGGCCCAGCACCUGGCCGGCCAGCAUCUGGCCAAGGCACUGGUGGUGAAGGCACUGAAGGCCUUUGUGCAGGACCCGGCCCCCACCAAGCCUCUGGUCCUGUCCCUGCACGGCUGGACCGGCACCGGCAAGUCCUACGUCAGCUCCCUGCUGGCGCACUACCUCUUCCGGGGCGGCCUGCGCAGUCCCCGCGUGCACCACUUUUCCCCCGUCAUCCACUUCCCGCAUCCCAGCCACAUCGAGCGCUACAAGAAGGAUCUUAAGAGCUGGGUCCAGGGGAACCUCACUGCCUGCAGCCGCUCGCUCUUCCUCUUUGAUGAGAUGGACAAGAUGCCCCCAGGCCUGAUGGAAGUCCUGAGACCUUUCCUGGGCUCCUCCUGGGUCGUGUACGGGACCAACUAUCGCAAAGCCAUCUUCAUCUUCAUCAGCAACACUGGUGGUGAGCAGAUCAACCAGGUGGCAUUGGAGGCGUGGCACAGCCACCGGGACCGCGAGGAGAUCCGCCUGCAGGAGCUAGAGCCGGUCAUCUCCCGGGCUGUGCUGGACAACCCGAACCAUGGCUUCUGGCACUCGGGCAUCAUGGAGGAGCACCUCCUGGACGUGGUGGUGCCCUUCCUCCCGCUGCAGCGGCACCACGUACGGCACUGUGUGCUCAAUGAGCUGGCCCAGCUGGGCCUGGAGCCGAAGGACGAGGUUGUCCAGGCCGUGUUGGACAGCACCACCUUCUUCCCUGAGCACGAGCAGCUCUUCUCCUCCAACGGCUGCAAGACUGUGGCUUCCCGGAUCGCCUUCUUCCUCUGACUCCCUGGGUGGCAUUCUUGCCGUCCUCUACUGGCCAGGCAUACAGGAAAGGCCUGGAGCCUCUGUCAGAGGGACCCUUGUCCCAAGCCUCCUGGACCGUGGGACCCAGAGCACAAAGUGAAGAUGAAGAGGGCUAUUGCCCAGCCCAGGGCACAGAGGGCCAGGAAGGGCCCUGGCCUCUUAACUGCUUUGAGGGCAUCUUGGCCUUUGCUGUCCUCCCCAGGGAAACCCCUGGUCACCCCAGAACCUCACUGAGCCUUGACCUCCCCUCCCCAAGCCUGAGCCUCCUUACUGUGAAUCGUAACUCAGGGACUGCAGCUCGUGGCGGCUACCUCCCUCCUUGGUCUGUUACGCUGGCCCCUUGCUCAGGUGCGUGCCCCUCCCCUCGACCCACACGCUGUGUCUGGCUGGGACUUCUCAAUUUCUAUGAGUGGAGGGACUCAAGCUGCCAGCUGGGCCUGGUUUUUGAAGUUUUUAAUUUUGUAAAAGAGAACAAGUAAAAUAAACUUAGCCAUGGGACCAGAG
Molecule: messenger RNA, 1609 nt
Organism: Lemur catta (Ring-tailed lemur)
Lineage: Eukaryota; Metazoa; Chordata; Mammalia; Primates; Lemuridae
Gene: TOR2A
Product: torsin family 2 member A
Exons: 5
Coding region: 119-1084 (321 amino acids)
Cellular component (GO): endoplasmic reticulum lumen; endoplasmic reticulum; nuclear envelope
Molecular function (GO): ATP hydrolysis activity; ATP binding
Source: RefSeq, a predicted model, not a curated record